Molecule: messenger RNA, 5914 nt
Organism: Tachysurus fulvidraco (yellow catfish)
Lineage: Eukaryota; Metazoa; Chordata; Actinopteri; Siluriformes; Bagridae
Gene: gal3st3
Product: galactose-3-O-sulfotransferase 3
Exons: 4
Coding region: 2457-3740 (427 amino acids)
Biological process (GO): glycolipid biosynthetic process
Cellular component (GO): membrane
Molecular function (GO): galactosylceramide sulfotransferase activity
Source: RefSeq, a predicted model, not a curated record
UAAAUAAAAAUGAAUACACCUAAAUGGAUGGAAAGCUUGGGUUAUUAUUUGUACAUGUUCGUACCUUCAUGCAAAACCAUUGCAGUCAGUAUAGACACACAAAACGCAAGCCUGGUUUCUUUUCAGUACAGCUUUGUGUUAAACAGAGGUCUUUUUCCUCUGCACUACUACAUUAAAGCCCUCAGAAAAAGGGCCUAUACCUAACGAUCCAUGCUCUGUAGUUAAUCUGAGGUGUUGUGGUUAGAAAGCUGUGCUCUGUGAUAUUGAAUGGGUAAAUGAACAGGGAGAAAUCAUGGCCAGCUGAAAGCAAGCUCUCUUUAAUAUUGUAGCUUCUGUUUUAAACAGGUUUGUUAAACCAUUGCUGAGUUGGUCUAGAUUCAGUGGCAUACACUCAGUAACUCAAGCACUAUUGACUGUUGAGGAAAUCAAUGGAGACCUUCUCAGCGCUCUUUUCCUGACUCUCUGUUUCACACAUACACAAUGAAAUCAUGGCUCUCAAUCCGUACAGCGUCAUCAUCACUCAAAGCCGGUGUGUUGUAUAAAUUCCUGUAGUUUUCAAUCCUCUGUGCCCUGAUCGCCAACUGUUUUCUUCAACAACAAAAAAGAAAUUAAUCAUUUCAACUGCUUGAGACAAGCUCAGAGAUUAAUGAAGGAAGAAAAACCUUCUUCCAGAUAAAGCAAACUUUCCACUGGCUUUUCUUAUUUUGAGUCUGAGUGAAUGCGUGAGUCAAUAAAAAAAGGAACAUGGUUGGUUUAUUUGCCCCCUGGAUCAGUUCUUGGGAGCACUAAGUUUGGCAAGCUGUUAAUUCUGUGAUAUCGUUAAUUAAAACGAAUAAAAACGAAGUGAAAAACUUCAUCAGAAACGUUUUAGAGAGAAAUCUGAAAAGAUAACAAUGCUUUGUUUACUUUACUGUAUUUGCACCUGGUCACCUAUUGUCUCUGUCUGGCAGACAUCUAGAUAAUUUAGAAGAUAAUGCCACUAUCAGACGCACAAGGGGAAUUUCCUGCUUUAUUAAACAGCAGAGCUUUUGGAAAACAUUGAACAGCAUCGUUAGUAUCAGCAUAUAUUUAUCAUGGCGUAUCUGAGAUAGCACCUACUGCAGGAUGUUCUGAUUUAUAUGUAUGCAGGUUAGAGCCUACGCUGUUUAUGACAGACAUGCCUUCACCAUUGUGACACUGAGGUUUGUUAACAGCCAGUUAUCUGAUUAUUAUCUGUGCAGCCUUACCCACAAUAAACAUUGGCCAGAAGCUGGAACAAAUACAAAGCUAGCAAAAUGUCCUGCAUUCGCAUUUGUUCCCUGGAAUGAGAUCUGAUGCUGCUUCUUUGUCGUUCCUUCACCAGUGUGACAAUUUGGUUGUAUAAGUAUGAAUCAGAAACCAGCCAGAUGUUCUCCAAGUUCCCUUCCAUCAUUAUUCCACAAUCUUAGUUUAUUUACAUACUUUGUGCAAUCUUCUAUGAUAUGUCAGUAUGGUGCAUUGGGUGCAUACUCUGAUACCUGGCUGCUCUAUAAGUCAAACAGGAUUGGUAGCUCAUUGAAUACAGGUAGUACAUGUCUUGUGGCAGUGUGCAGAAGGCCUUAUAUCCAACGAGCUUCCAGUCCUGUUUGACUUGUAGAGCAGCCAGGUAUCAGAGUGAGGAUGUGAAAAUUUCUCAAGCGACAGAAAGAAAACAGAAACUGCUCAGGAUGUUGGAAGAAAACGCUCUGCACCACAGAGAGGCCAUACCUCCGUCUUUUGUUUUGAAAACAAAGAACAUAUUUGAAUUAUUAUUUUUAUUAUUAUUAUAAAUAACCACCUGCACUGUUUAAUAAAUUGUUUAAAAGAACAAGACUGUUGCUAGUAUGAUAUUUACUUUAUUAAUUGAACACAUUUUAAAGUUUGCAUCAUUAAUUGAGGCUAAAAGUAUUUUUUCUUGCUGUCUUUCUCCAUGUGUUCACUUUGUUGUCUGUAAAACCCAGACCACUUUCUGGUUCUCUCUCAGGUAUACAUCAUGUGCCUCUGAGUGAUUCUCAAAUUUCCCUCCUUUCUGCUGUUCUAUCUCUGUGGAUCGUUAGAAACCCAAUCAGCCUGUUUAAUUAAAAGGGGAAUGGGGGGUGUUUCUUGUGUUUUCCAGUGCUGAGGCAGUCUCCAAUGGGCUCCCUCUUUAAUCCCUUUCUUAUGAGCUUUAGCUCGAUACUUGAUCCAGCAGUGUCCCAGUGGACUGGAAGCCCAGCGCUCAGCACGCUGGGGAAAGCUCGCGUUACAACAAGAAAAAAUGGAUGGUCUUUGUCUCCUGUCUGUCCCAAACCUUCAGUCCCACUUGUCUGGCCUGGCUGUUGGGUUCACAUGAAUGUCCCCCAAUAUUGCAUAACCCUAUAAGUUAGAGGUUGAUGCUAGUGCUGUUGGUGCAGGAGCCGUUCUCCUUCUGGAGGAUGAACACGGCAUUAAUCAUCCGGUGUGUUAUUUCUCCCUAACAGAUGAUGUCUCAGAAGAAGAUUUUCCUGAUUCUGGUGGCAGUUAGUACUGUCAGUUUGCUGUUGCAUCAGGGAGGCCACCUGAGUUGGACCAUGGAAGUGUUCCGACAGACCUACCCAUCCAUCAACUCUCAACCUGUCAAACACACCAACAUAGUCUUCCUCAAGACGCACAAGACAGCCAGCAGCACUGUGCAGAACAUCUUCUUCCGCUUUGCUGAGCGCAACAACCUCACAGUGGCGCUGCCGGUCACACCAUGUGACCACCAGUUCUGCUACCCGCGCCUCUUCAGCAAACAUUUUGUCCACCCCUACACCAUGCCUCCAAACAUUGUAACCAGCCACAUGCGCUUCAGCCACUCUGAGUUGAAAUGCAUUAUGCCCAAUAACACCCUCUACAUUACCAUCUUACGUGAGCCUGGAGCCAUGUUUGAGUCCCUGUUCAGCUACUACAAUCAGUACUGUGAUAGUUUCAAGCGGGUCCCCAAUGGAUCUCUGGAAGCUUUUCUGGAAAACCCCUGGGCUUACUAUCGCCCUGAGGAGAAAGAUUCAAUGUAUGCUAGGAAUACACUGACCUUCGACCUGGGUGGAGAUAGGAAUAAACCGCCCAAAGAAGUGCCGACGUAUGCGAAGCGAUUUGCUGCAGAAGUGGAGAAUGCCUUCUCAUUGGUCAUGAUUGCAGAACAUUUUGAUGAAUCCCUAAUCCUGAUGCGACAUCUGUUGUCAUGGGAUCUAGAGGAUGUGCUCUACAUCAAGCAAAACAUGCGCAUGCCUUUGUCUAGAAGCAACCUUUCUGAAGCACAACUGAACAAAAUCCGAUCAUGGAACUCCAUCGAUGCUGUGCUGUAUGACCACUUUAAUGUCUCACUUUGGAGGCAGCUGAAAGAACUGGGCCUAGAUUGUGUUGCUAGGGAAGUAAAGCUGCUGCGUCAUGCCCAAGAAGAGAUGGUACGUGGCUGCUAUGGUGGCAGACUGCCUCAGCUCCGCUCAGCUGCGGAGAUUACCAACAAAGAUCUGCGGCCCUGGCAGCCCAGCAAAGUGACUAUUGUUGGCUACGACUUACCAGAGUCUGGCAUGUCACAGGACAAGUGCCUGAAAAUGAUAAUGCCUGAAGUGCAAUAUACAAAGCGACUGCUAAACACGCAGAUGCUGCAUUACAGGAACAAGUACUUUUUAAAUACAAUGAAGCAUAAUAUGAGGAAUCCCUCUAGCCAGCAACAACACACCUCCCGAUCCAUUUUAGUUCGUUCAGCCACACUUAGGAAGAGUCCCAGAGCAUCUGUAUAGUUCUUCCACUAAAAACCUCAACUUUUGAUCACACAAAAAGCCCUCUCAUUUUCCUCUUUCAUCUUGUGACCCAGACUGCAGGGAAAUAUCUGUGAAGAACAGUGAAAGUCCAAGAUUAUUCCAGCCAUCUAAAACUCCCUCCUCAGGACCUGUAUACCUGUGCCAUUGCUGUGUAUGGCUUAAAAAAUUCCUCUAAUGAGGACUUUGCUAGCUGGAUCUGUGAAGCUCAUAAAGACCAGAGUAUGUGUACUGUAUGUGUGAUGUGUUUUGUUAGCUAUAGGAUGUGACUAAAAUAUGGCACUCUCUCAUGUAAACAUACACACACAUGCACAGACAUGCAUAGUACUUGCACACACAUAUGGUACGAACAUCAUAGUGGUAUUUGAAAACAAAGAUUCUGGACCAUUAAAGGGACAUUUUAGCAGAUAAUAGCCUAAGUUAGAAGUUUCUCAACCAUCUUUCCUGCUAAGCUACACCCUAGAACAUAGUGUGCUCUCCAGGCUGUAAUGCCUAAAUGCUUGUGCUAGAAGUGCUGCAUAAUGAACUGGCAGGCAAAAUGGCUAACUUUCUUUGCCAGCUAUGUCUUGAGUCUUGUCUUUAGUUAGAUGUUAUGGUCCAUGUCUUUGUCUUUGUUUUUUUCUCCAGUGUGAAGAAUCUGGGGCAUCACAGAGACUGUGUUUGUCCUGAAUACAUUAUAUAAUUAGAUACAAUAAAAGGAGAAAAGCAUUAAGACUUGAAUUCACCGACUACCUUUUAGAAAGGGCAGUCAAAUAACAGACGGUGUAUGUAAACUCAUUCAUUCAGACAGUUUCUUGAGACAUACAAGCCUCGUAUAGGGUCAAUAGAAUGUAGAUGUUUAAUUGUUUAAGCUCCCUUGGACACUGCUUGGUUUGCACUCCUACUCAUUGCAGGAGCAGGCUGAUCAGCUCGGAGCAGAGCAGACGACAGACUUAAUGAGGGACAGGGGAAAAAGUUCACUAGACUUACUAGUUUCGGGAAGCAAUUUGCAGUAACACGGUGACCUUGAAACUUUCCCUGUGACAGAUAGUACAGCAUAAUAGGCACUGUGCUUACACACUGCUGUAAGUCUACAUACAGCUGCUGGCAGUCUCAGCGUUAAAUCAGUUUCAUAGGAAACAUACAGGAUGUCAUUAAUAAUUUAUAUUUAAUACUGAAUCAGUUUAAUUCGUUUAAUAUUUUGUUCUAAUGUUGCUAUGUGAUUUGUGCGUGCAUACAUGCGUGAGUGUGUAAUUUUGUAUUGCAACAAUUUUAAAAUCAUCCAUUUUCCUUCACACUACUUGUGACAGAUCAUCAGUUAUUAUUAUUAUUAUUAUUAUUAUUAUUAUUAUUAUUAUUAUUGUUGUUGUUGUUGUUGUUGUUGUUAUUAUUAUAUUCCUAGCAGUAUCUGUGAGCCAAGCUGCUGCUGUAUCAUUCAUUAGACUUGAUUCCUUCUUAUUAUGCUACAAAUAAGCUUCUCAGCAUUACACUUACAUCAGACUUUAAUUUAGUUUGUACUUUCUGUUGACUUACUCUAGUAGUACAGAUUAAAACUUCUAAUAGCUAAUAGACACAACUCCUACACCUUUAAUUAAUCCAUGUGCAAAUGAGACACUUCCCAAAUGCUGACAAAUGUGACAAAAUGCUACUUUUCUCAUAUUACAAUUCAAGUUAAAAUUUUCCACACGUACAGUAUGUAUAGAGGCGAAAGAGAGAACUUGCAAAAACACCACUAUACAUUUACACAACACACACUAAAAUAUCCAACUUAGGUUAAUUAUUGUAUUAAGUAAUUAAGUACUGUAAGUACCGAUAUUAAUGAUUAGGCAAUAAUUCUGUGUCUCUCUCUUCACACUAGGUGUGACAGGUUAUACAAACACCUGAUUAUCUCUUGCACUCUAAAAUUCACACCAUUUCAGCCCUCGUUCUCAUGCUCAGAGCUGUAAGUUCUAUAAGAUCUUUAAAGGGUUCUCUGUACUGUACUACUGUGCAUCCUAUCAGAGGGACAUUAAAAAAGUGACAUGAGUGUGUUGCGUGUAAGCUUUUAUCAAAGAAAACUGGAGUUGUUUAUUUUAAUUCUACAUGUUCAUUUUGACCAGGAGCUUUAAACAAGAUGCUUCUGACAAUCAGAUUUAUUGAUUAUGUGUUGAUAUGUAAAGAAAAUAAAACCAUGAUCA